Pyricularia pennisetigena is the source of this 813-nucleotide messenger RNA. RefSeq lists its product as uncharacterized. The coding region runs from base 1 to 813 and encodes 270 amino acids. The record is from RefSeq and is a predicted model, not a curated record. The transcript is spliced from 3 exons. NCBI's taxonomy places the organism in Eukaryota, Fungi, Ascomycota, Sordariomycetes, Magnaporthales, Pyriculariaceae.
AUGGCUUCCAAAGCAGCCACCAAACGGCUCACAUUGGAGUACAAGUCCAUCUCCAAGAACCCGCCGCCAUACAUUACUGCACAUCCAUCAGAGUCUAAUAUUCUUGAGUGGCAUUACAUUAUCACCGGUCCAGAGAACACUCCCUACUAUGGCGGUCAAUACUGGGGCACUCUCAUGUUCCCGCCCAACUACCCUUUCGCCCCGCCAGCCAUCCGCAUGCACACACCUUCAGGCCGCUUCCAGCCCUCGACCCGCCUAUGUCUUUCCAUCUCCGACUUUCACCCUCGCUCUUUCAACCCGGCAUGGGAGGUCUCGACCAUUCUGAUCGGUUUACUGUCAUUCAUGACGUCAGAGGAGAUGACUACCGGGUCGGUUUCAGCAACAGAGGCCGAGCGCAAGUUCCACGCCGCUAGGUCGCGUUGGUGGAAUUCCACUGGCGGCGGCUCACACGCACGUUCUACAGGCUCGGUGCAGAAAGGAAAUGUCAAGGCAGGCGACGGCGGCGCAAAAUUUCGCAGCGAAUGGCCCGAGGUUGAUGCCGAGAACUGGGAGUGCAUGCGCAAGGAGGACAUCGACCCUGCGACUGGCCAGAAGAGAAACUCGGCCGACGGUUCGGGUUCAGGUAACGGUUGUGCACCACAGCUUGGCAUCGCCAGCGCCGGUAGCGGGAACCAGGCCCAGGCCGUCGUUGAUGUCAUGGCACAACGGAGGGAAUUGGGACAGGGAUGGCUCUGGCAAAACAAGUUCCUCGUGGCUUUGGGCGCCGUAUUCGUCUACGUGCUCAUCGCCCGCAUUCUAGGAUCGGUUGAAUAA